CUCCGACAUCAGUUGCCAUGUUUUGGAGUGGAGGAAGAAAGGCAGUGGAUGGUGAGCGUUGAGGACAAACUGUGGCAAGUUUAAAGACAACUCAUCAAGAUGGCGUCUGCCAGCAGCUUGCUGAGUGAAGAGUUCAAAUGUCCGAUCCAUCUGUACGAGCUUGUUGACCCCAAGAUCAUGGGGCCAUGUUUCCAUACCGCGUGUCUAGAAUGUGUCUCAGGCCUCGUCCGGGCAAGUGAUAGAAGGGGCGUCUUUUCCUGCCCCGUUUGUCGUGAAGACUGUCGCAUACCAGCGGGGGGAGUCCAGAACUUAAAAGAUAACUUCCAUUUGAAAUCCAUCAUGGACAGAUACCGAAACGUACAAGAAAAUACCGCAGGUAUCAAAUGUAUCGCAUGUGGAAAUGCUGCCUCCCACUUCUGCAAGAAGUGCGAGAACAUCUAUCUGUGUCCGUCCUGCUCGAGGAAGCAUGACCUGAACCCAGAGACCGCCGAUCACCAAUUGAUCGGCAUCUGCAAGGAACACGGCAAAACGCUGAGUAAGUUUUGCAGAGGUUGCAACCAGGCGAUUUGCAGUGUUUGCCGUAUAUCCACACAUUCUGGCAGUGGGAACCAUGAUGUGACGUCACACGAGGAGGUUGUUGAUGAAGCAACGACAAGAGUGGCAGACGAGGUUGUGACACUUGAGGGAAAGCUUAUGAAGAAGGAACAACACCAAAAUGCCCUUCAACAGAUACACGAUUCAGCAAUCGAAAAGAUUGAGUCCGAUCUUGGUAAACUCGCGGAAAAGACGGAUUCGGUCAUUGCCAUUUAUGACAGGAAACACGAGGAACUUUCCAUCAAACGUCGUAAUCUUCAGGAGCAGUUAAACGCAGUUGAGGAAAGCCUUAGCGAAACUGAAAAGAAGAGGACAGAUGUCCAAAACACGAAUGAAGAAUACUGCCUAGUCCUUCGAAACCAACGAAAUAUCCACUUGGCCAAACUGAAGACGUUAUUGGCACAGCACGCGAAAGGCAUGGCGGAGGUACAAACAACGAUUGAUCUAGCGCACACUGUGACAUCACGUCAACGAGUGCUUGAUGACAAGACAGUCCCCAAUCUGGUACACGUCAGUGAUGACCUACAGAAACUGUCCAUUGUAGCUGAGCAUGGAGAUGAUGUGAAUUCAUUCUUACAUAUAGAGAGUAGAAUGGUGAGAUUUGUACUUGGUGAUGAUCAGAUGGAGAUUGGUCACCUAGGUGGGGAAAUUCAGAUGCCGGAAUACACAUCUGUAGAAAAGGUUACUGACCUGUCCUUCCCACCAGAUCUUCCUUGUCAUAGGGUACGUCGCCUAAAACAUUAUGAUGAUGGUCGUGUGGUUUCGUUGUAUCAGACUGGAGAAGGGAGGACGAUUUGCUUGCAUGAUACAACAUCGCCAGGUAAAAGCUCGGUGACUAUCAAGAGAGAUAUUGAGCCAGCAGUAGAUAUGACCAUCACAUCCACAGGAGAGGUAAUGGUGUUAAGACGGACCGAGCCUGCCAUUCAGGCCAUUGAUAUUAACACUGGUACAUUAUCGGACAUCCGUGUAUGCUUUGGUGAUAAAUUGGUCAGAAAGAAUCGGGGCAUUGAAACAGACGACGAAGGCAACAUGUUUGUAUUGAAUGGCGGUCCUUACGAAACCAAUUCUCAUCUUCUUGUCUUCAAUACUGAAGGAAACCUCAUCCAUAACGUUCAGAUUCAUGGCUUCGCAAUGAGAGCGACGUAUAGCAGAUCAAGGAAAAAAUUGUAUGCGGCUACAUUAAUAAACAAGAUCGUGAGGUAUCGAUGGAGUGGAUCAAUGCUCGUGCAGUUGUCAUCAUUGUCACAUGGAGUGGAGGGUUUUGAUUGCGUCGAUAUUUGUACUGGAAGUGCCGGCGAGGUGUUUGUUUCUGGUCUUAUGAAAGCAAACGAUGAGAUUAGAAUAUAUCAAGUCUUGGAAGCGGAGGACAGGAGGGAAGAACAGGAAUGUGGUACUGAACCUGCUUCUGUCGCGCAGAGUGGAAAUGACAGCAGCCAAAAUGUCUCGGAUGAAGCUAACGAAGCAGUGAAUAUGAUCAGAAUUAACUUCAGUGACAAUACCCUGAGACGGAGUCGUAUAACCCCCCCGUCUAUCAGUAUGAGGGACAACACAUUAGUCCUGGGGUACGACACGAAAAUAGAAGUAUUCAAACUUAUAUCAUAAACUCCUACAGUGACCCAAACUGUGACAAACAGCAGUUCUUUAGAUGCUGGUCAGGAAGCAAACGAAAAUUUCAAAAUUGGUUAGGAUUAACACUGAUGACAAGAGUUCAAGGCUAAUAAGCGACCUGCUACAAAAAAUGUUAGCUCACCUUAUACUGCGCGUAUCAAAAAAAGGUAAUCCGAUUUCAGAGGGUUAAUAUGCCAAGGUUAUUGAUUUUGACAAUUUACAUUAUUUUGGUUACCUUUCCAUUGGUACCUUUCUUACAUCACUUAUGUUACAAAUGACCGAGUACAGUUUGGGAAAUCCAUGAAAAAUGGACACAUUGAUUAUGAAAGGCUUUUUAGCUGGUUCAGUAACCAUCGAUUACAAUAUCAUCUUCUGCCUGGCAUUUUGCCAGGAGGCUGGCGUUUGCCAGAAGGCCUCAAUCUUGUCAUCAGGGGACUACCUGAUUAGUUAUUCAAAAUGGCUGCACAGUAAUCCCUGGUAACUCGCCUACGUCAGAGUACCAUGGGACACCCGGAUCACGUGGUAAGUAUGACCUGUGACCCGUCAAUUUGUCCGUUACAUGUCACUAUGAAUCCUACAUGACAUAUCUAUCCAACAGCCGUAUGAGUGUAAUAAGUGACAUGUCCAGUUACAUGACGGUGUCAAUCACCCCAAUAAAGGUAUUUUUGGUGUGCAAUUAUUUGAAUACUAGCAUAUUAUGUUAACUAGCCUUUGCUUGUUAACACAGGGCCCAAUAUCAUGGCUUAUUUAA
Lineus longissimus is the source of this 2953-nucleotide messenger RNA. RefSeq lists its product as uncharacterized. Lineage: Eukaryota; Metazoa; Nemertea; Pilidiophora; Heteronemertea; Lineidae. The record is from RefSeq and is a predicted model, not a curated record. The transcript has 2 exons. Bases 100 to 2196 code for a protein of 698 amino acids. Gene Ontology annotation, molecular function: zinc ion binding.